UGAGGACUCGAGCAGGUAGGUGUGUGUAUUGAGAGAGUGAGAGAGAGAGACUCGCGGGCGACUUGUUUGCUGAGGAUAUUGGAUUUCUCUAUUCAUCGUCGUUAGUUCUCUGAGGACGUCAAAUGCGCUGACCAUCCCCGCUGUAGCCUGUCACUCGCGGGGUUGUCUGGCCGUGGACAAAGACUGGACCGGACAGCCGUGAUUGUUAAAAAAAAAAAAGGAGCCGGUACAUUACCACACCUUUAUUGCGCGUUGAAGGCACUAUAUGAACUGUCCGCUAACGAAGGGACUCUUGAAUGGUUUUCAGUUGGAUUUUAUUUUACGCGUAUUUUUCUGUGAAGGUUCGGGAUCUUGCUCAAGAAUAAGCGCGUUUUAGAAGAUCAAAACCAUUGAAUGACCACACGAAUAUAUGUGCUACUGUAAACCAAGACAUUAACCUGAGUAGACCCCAACGUCAUUCCAUUGUGGCUUAACACAAAUCAGCUUUCUUGGAUCUUACUUUUGUUAGUGGAUUUUUGGAUAAUAGAUUUUUCUCCCACGGAUCUUUGGAUUAACAUAACUGUAGAAUUAAUAUAAUACACGGAAUACUCACCACGAGGAAAGAUGGGGAACAGUGUCUAGUACUGCCAGGUUAGGAAUGCCCCAGACUGUGUUCCCAGCAGCAGGCACCAUGUUCACCCCCAGUGGCUUCAGCCCCCACCUGGCCUCCACCUGCUCUGAGGCUGACCCUGAGGAGGAGGAAAGCCCCCAGGAGGCCCGAGGGCCUGGGGCUUGCCUGGUCGACGGACCCCCCAUUACCUCCGCCUCUCUGGACACUCUCAUCCAGCACCUGGUGCCCACCGCAGACUACUACCCAGAGAAAGCCUAUGUGUUUACGUUCCUGCUGAGUGCUCGUCUGUUCAUCACUCCCCCUGAGCUGCUGGCCAGACUCUGUGAGACCUGCAUCAAACAACAGCAGCUGGACCAGAGUCCACUGGACACGGCUAAAGUGAGGAAGUUUGGUCCCAAGAUCCUGCAGCUGCUGACUGAGUGGACAGAGACGUUCCCCACAGACUUCAGAGAGGAGAAGAUGGUGGGACUGUUCAAAGAUAUCAUCCACAGGAUAGCACCCUGUGAUGAGUCUAUAUGUCCUCUCCAGGCGUAUUGGAAGACACUGAACCAGGUUCUGCAGACCCUGAACCAGAAGCUGGCAGCCAUCGCCCAGGGAGAUGAGAGCAUUGUCAAAGUGAAUGCCUCCUCAGUCUCAGACAAGCUGGUGGCCUUCAAGACCAAGCCUCCACCUAUCCAGAAGGACAUGCUGUCUAUCUGCAACGACCCCUACACACUGGCACAGCAACUCACCCAUGUGGAACUGGAACAUCUCAGUCAUAUUGGUCCUGAGGAGUUUGUCCAAGCCUUCGUUCAGAAAGAUCCACUGGAUAGCACUCAGCAGCCGUGUUUCAGUGACCAGAAGAAGAAGACCACUAACCUGGAGGCUUACGUCAGGUGGUUUAACAGGCUGUGCUACCUGGUGGCUACUGAGAUCUGCAUGCCUGCUAAGAAGAAACAGAGAGCCCAGGUGAUUGAGUUCUUCAUCGACGUGGCCAGAGAGUGCUUCAACAUCGGCAACUUCAACUCCCUCAUGGCCAUCAUCUCUGGUAUGAAUAUGAGUCCUGUGUCUCGGCUGAAGAAGACGUGGGGUAAAGCCAAGACUGCCAAGUUCUUCAUCCUGGAGCAUCAGAUGGACCCUACUGGAAACUUUUACAACUACAGGACAGCACUUAGGGGAGCCGUCCACAGGUCCCAGACUGCUAAUAGCAUCAGGGAGAAGAUUGUGAUUCCCUUCUUCAGCCUACUGAUCAAAGACAUCUACUUCCUGAAUGAGGGAUGUGCCAACCGCUUGCCCAAUGGCCAUGUACAUUUUGCGAAAUUUGUGGAGUUGGCUCGUCAGGUGGGAGAGUUUAUGACGUGGAAACAGAUAGAGUGCCCGUUUGAGACAGACAGGAGCAUCCUCCACUACCUCCACACUGCUCCCAUCUUUAGUGAAGAUGGCCUAUACCUGGCAUCCUAUGAGAGUGAGAGCCCAGAGAACCAGGUGGAGAAGGACAGAUGGAAAGCACUCAGGUCUAAUAUUCUGGUGAAGACAAAAGAGCUAAAAGAGCACCAUGGCAGCUAACCCUCAGGCCAGCCCAGCGACGGAGGGAGGGAGGGAGUGUACUCAUUGCACUACAACAAACUGUGAAGGAGCCUAGCUGGUACCGAAGUGUUUUUCUACACAUGAAGAAUAGAAGUGAUGAAACAAUAAUGAUGAACAGGAUUCAUCAACAACAUGACCAGUAAAAACACAAUAGAAGAACAAAGGUCAACAAGCAGUGAAAGGUGAAGCUACUGUAUGGACACUAACUGGAGUAUAAUGCCAUUACCUUUGGUUUGACUAUUGUACGUAAGGGAUAGAUCAAUCCCGCAAUCUUGGUGUUUAUUUACUCUCUCUCUCUCUCAUCUUUCUUUCUUUUGCUCUCCCUCUCUGUUUCUCUCUCAUCUUUCGUUCUC
Molecule: messenger RNA, 2529 nt
Organism: Coregonus clupeaformis (lake whitefish)
Lineage: Eukaryota; Metazoa; Chordata; Actinopteri; Salmoniformes; Salmonidae
Product: ras-GEF domain-containing family member 1C-like
Exons: 14
Coding region: 638-2155 (505 amino acids)
Biological process (GO): positive regulation of GTPase activity; Ras protein signal transduction
Cellular component (GO): plasma membrane
Molecular function (GO): guanyl-nucleotide exchange factor activity
Source: RefSeq, a predicted model, not a curated record